Mixia osmundae IAM 14324 is the source of this 861-nucleotide messenger RNA. RefSeq lists its product as uncharacterized. The transcript has 3 exons. Gene Ontology annotation, cellular component: mitochondrion. Lineage: Eukaryota; Fungi; Basidiomycota; Mixiomycetes; Mixiales; Mixiaceae. Gene Ontology annotation, biological process: fatty acid beta-oxidation. The record is from RefSeq and is a predicted model, not a curated record. Bases 1 to 861 code for a protein of 286 amino acids. Gene Ontology annotation, molecular function: enoyl-CoA hydratase activity.
AUGCUCAGACCGGCUGCUAGAGCAGCUCAUCGACUUGUCGGCGAGAUCGGCGCCGCUCGUCCGCUCAGUACGAGACCGCCCACAAGCGUCCAGUACGGCAAAGAUGAAGGAAUCACCUUGCUCACCCUCGACCGAGCGGAAACACGCAACGCCAUCUCGAGAAUGAUGCUAGACGGACUGCGCGAGCACUUGCACACGAUCCGCUUUGACGGGCGAACACGCGUGCUGAUCCUCAACUCGGCCGUUCCCUAUACGUUCUGCAGCGGCGCAGACCUCAAAGAGCGUCGCACGAUGACACAGACCCAAGUCAAUCAGUUUCUCUUCGAUCUACGCGCGGCCUUGACCGCGCUGGAGGAUCUACCGAUGCCGACGCUGGCAGCCAUCGAGGGCCCUGCUCUCGGUGGCGGCUUGGAACUCGCGCUUGCUUGCGAUCUACGCGUUGCAUCUGCUUCAGUGAGCAAGAUCGGAUUGCCAGAGACGAGCAGAGCCAUCAUACCAGGAGCGGGGGGCACGCAGCGAUUGGCGAGGUUGGUAGGCUUGGCCAGGGCGAAAGACCUCAUCUUCACGUCGAGACUGCUCAGUGCUCAAGAAGCACUCCGCGUGGGGAUCGUCGACCGAGUGAGCGCGCAUGAUCAGACAGCAACAGAGAAAGCGGUAGAGAUGGCGAAGGAGAUGACGCCGAAUGGACCGAUCGCGCUCGGUGCUGCCAAGAUGGCAAUCACACGCGGGACCUCAAUGAGCAUGGAAGCAGGACUCGACUUUGAGCGAGAAUGUUACAAUCGCUGCCUGGCGAGCCAGGACCGACGCGAGGGGUUGGCCGCUUUUGCAGAGAAACGAAAACCGCAGUACAAGGGCGAAUGA